Messenger RNA from Pezoporus flaviventris, 1842 nucleotides. Its product is annotated as CLK4-associating serine/arginine rich protein-like. NCBI's taxonomy places the organism in Eukaryota, Metazoa, Chordata, Aves, Psittaciformes, Psittacidae. The record is from RefSeq and is a predicted model, not a curated record.
AUGUCUCUCCCCACUGCUCAUCCCUCCCUUUCCCUUUCCCUUCCCGUUUUCCCGCUCCAGAAGAAGGAUCCAGCCCAAUUCCUGCAGGUCCACGGCCGGGCCUGCAAAAUCCACCUGGAUUCAGCCGUGGCCUUGGCUGCCGAGAGCCCGGUGAACAUGAUGCCCUGGCAAGGGGACACCAACAACAUGAUCGACCGCUUCGACGUGCGGGCGCACCUGGAUCACAUCCCCAGCUACAGCCCGGCCCUGCUGAGCCCCAUUUCCCCGGAGCAGGAAUCGGACGAGCGCAAAUGCAACUACGAGCGCUACCGCGGCCUGGUCCAGAACGACUUCGCCGGCAUCUCGGAGGAGCAGUGCCUGUACCAGAUCUACAUGGAUGAGCUCUACGGGGGCCUGCCCAAGCCCAACGAGGAGGAGAAGAAGAAGCUGGCGGAGAAGAAGGCUUCCAUUGGCUACACCUAUGAGGACAGCACCGUGGCCGAGCUGGAAAACAGCGCGGAGAAGGGCCCGGGAGAGGAGGAUUCCGAGGAGGAAAACAGCAACACGGAUGAGGAUGAAGUCAUUCCUGACAUUGAUGUGGAAGUGGACGUGGAUGAGCUCAACCAGGAGCAAGUGGCCGACCUCAACAAGCAGGCGACCACCUAUGGCAUGGCCGAGGGGGACUUGUCCGCCUUCAUCCCAAGGAUGCUGCGCAAGGACAAGGAGGAGGCUGAGGCCAUCAAGAAUGCCAAGGCUCUGGAAGAGGAGAAGGCCAUGUACUCGGGCCGACGUUCCCGGCGCCAGAGGAGGGAAUUCCGGGAGAAGCGCUUGAAAGGCAGGAAGAUCAGCCCCCCAGGUGGCUACGCCCGCCGCGACAGCCCCACUUACGACCCCUACAAACGCUCCCCCUCGGAGUCGAGCUCGGGGUCCCGCUCCCGCUCGCGGACGCCGUCUCCGGGCCGCGAGGAGAAGAUCACCUUCAUCACCAGCUUCGGCGGCAGCGACGAGGAGCCCGCCACCGCCGGUACCGCCGCCACCGGCACCGCGCCCGGUAGAGCCCGCGCGGCACCGGGGCCAGGCCACGGCGCCUCGUCCCGGCGCCGCGCGUCGUCUCCGUCGUCGUCGUCGUCGUCGUCGCCGUCGUCGUCCUCUUCCUCGUCCAGCUCCCGCUCCAGCUCCCGCUCCCGCCGCGGCGGCGGGGGGGGGGGUUCCUCGCGCCGCUACGGGCACGGCCGCCGCUAUUCCCGCUCGCGCUCGCGCUCCCGCCGCUAUUCCGGGAACGGGCGCCGCCGAUCCAGGUCCUAUUCCCCGGAGCGGGGCCAUCGCUACGGCUCCCGGCGCCGCUCCAGGAGCCGCUCCCGGCGCCGGCGCCACUGGAGCAGCAGCCGGAGCAGCCGGAGCCGCAGCGAUUCCCGCAGCGCCAGCAGAUCCCAGUCUCCGGAGCGGGACAAGGCUCCGCGCCCCACAGCAUCGCCCGCCGUGGGGGAGAAGCUGAAAAAGCCUGACAGUGCAGCCGGUAAAGAGACGGGAGCUGCCAAACCCAAGCUGACCCCGCAGGAGAAGCUGAGGCUACGCAUGCAGAAGGCGCUGAACCGGCAGUUUAAAGCUGACAAGAAGGCAGCGCAGGAGAAGAUGCUGCAGCAGGAACACGAGAGACAGGAGCGGGAGGACGAGCUCCGAGCCAUGGCCCGGAAGAUCCGCAUGAAGGAGCGGGAACGCCGGGAGAAGGAGCGGGAGGAGUGGGAGCGCCAGUACAGCCGCCAGAGCCGGUCCCCGUCCCCCCGCUACAGUCGGGAAUACAGCUCGUCCCGGAGGCGCUCCCGGUCGCGGUCCCGCAGCCCCCAUUACCGGCACUGAGGGGCC